AUGUCUUCAACACGUUCUGUUUUAAGCUCUUUAUUAAGGACCUCAAAUAUUAUUUUAAAAAAUCAAAGGCCUGCUGUAUUUAUGAAUAGAUCGUUUUUCACAUUAACAAAAAAUUCAACUUCUAUCGUAAGGAAUGCUAAUAAUGUUGUCAAGAUCAUUGGAUGCAAUAAUUAUCAACAAUUAUUUAACACUACUCAAAUUCGUAAUGUUAAAACAUUAAAUUUUGGUGGUACUAACGAACAAGUUUAUGAAAGAUCAGAUUGGCCAAAGGAAAAAUUCCAAGAAUUUUUCAAAAAUGAUACAAUUGCAGUGAUUGGUUAUGGUCCACAAGGAAGUGGUCAAAGUUUAAAUGCACGCGACAAUGGCUUGAAUGUGAUUGUUGGUGUGAGAGAAGGCGGAAGUAGUUGGAAAGAAGCAUUGAAAGAUGAAGCAGUCUCAAAAGGAACAAUUAUUCUUGAUUUAUUGUCGGAUGCUUCACAAAAAACACUUUGGCCUCAAAUGGCUUCACACCUGACUAAAGGAAAAACAUUAUAUUUUUCUCAUGGUUUUUCAGUAGUUUAUAAAGAUCAAACAAAUGUAAUACCACCAAAAGAUAUUGAUGUGAUUUUAGUUGCACCCAAAGGUUCAGGUAGAACUGUUAGAUCAUUAUUCCUCGAAGGACGUGGCAUUAAUUCAUCUUUUGCAGUAUUCCAAGACGCAUCUGGAAAAGCUAAAGAUAAAGCUGUUGCGCUUGGUGUUGCUAUAGGCUCAGGUUAUCUUUAUGAAACAACUUUUGAAAGAGAGGUGUUUUCUGAUCUUGUAGGUGAACGAGGUGUUCUUAUGGGUGCAAUUCAAGGUUUAUUUUUAGCCCAAUAUGAGGUUUUAAGAGCAAAUGGUCACACACCUUCUGAAGCAUUCAAUGAAACAGUAGAAGAGGCUACACAAUCUCUAUAUCCUUUGAUUGGCGAAAAUGGAAUGGAUUGGUAG
Entrophospora candida is the source of this 966-nucleotide messenger RNA. The record is from the annotation of a GenBank genome assembly. NCBI's taxonomy places the organism in Eukaryota, Fungi, Glomeromycota, Glomeromycetes, Entrophosporales, Entrophosporaceae.